Molecule: messenger RNA, 4491 nt
Organism: Ictalurus furcatus (blue catfish)
Lineage: Eukaryota; Metazoa; Chordata; Actinopteri; Siluriformes; Ictaluridae
Gene: npas2
Product: neuronal PAS domain protein 2
Exons: 22
Coding region: 648-3191 (847 amino acids)
Biological process (GO): regulation of transcription by RNA polymerase II; circadian regulation of gene expression
Cellular component (GO): cytoplasm; nucleus; CLOCK-BMAL transcription complex
Molecular function (GO): DNA-binding transcription factor activity, RNA polymerase II-specific; RNA polymerase II cis-regulatory region sequence-specific DNA binding; protein dimerization activity
Source: RefSeq, a predicted model, not a curated record
GAGAGAGAUAUCCAGCGUGUGCGCGUGACCAGUGGUGCGCGCUCCCGCCUUGUGACUUCUGUACCGGUGAAUCGGGACUUCUUGUUCACUCCCUCACGCUCCGUGUAUUUCUAUUUAUUUAUUUAUUUACGCGUGACGACAGGCACGCGCUGGGGGGGAAGAAAAAAAAAGUCAAAGAAAUAAAAAAAGUCAACCUUGGAAGUGAAGUAAAGCCAAGUCGCGCGCAGAAACGGUGCCGGUUAUGUAACUUGGCGCUCGCGAGUGAAACGGGUCAGACGCUGAGAAGCUUCGGUGUGUGUCAGUGUGUGCGUCUCGCGCUCCGGUCCUUCCGCUUCUGCGACUGACCUCCCUGGAAAUACGAAAGUAGCCGCCAGAGAUGUUAGCAUCCCAAAGUCACAUACAUAAGCUAACCGUUUCCAGAUGAUCAGCUAACCAUUAGCAUGGAAACCUCAGCCAGGUGGUGAGGACAAGUCAAGCAAACGAAGCUACCUACUAGCCGUCACUGGUUUGGUGAAGGAGGAGACCUGCUAGCUCCAAGAGUGCUAGUGUGGGAGGUGUACCAGUUUUAGUGGACGUUUGAGUGCUGUGAACUCGCAAAUGGGAAACUACAGCCUCCAUAGACGGCCUGGAUAGGAGAGGGAGUGAGCAUGGACAAGCUUUCCGAAUUUGGUGUCCUUUGUCCGUCCAGCAGGAGGGAAUGGGAAACCAGCAGCUGUGUGGAUGAUUUUAUGGACGAAGAUGAGAAAGACAGGGCUAAAAGGGCAUCCCGGAAUAAAUCCGAGAAGAAAAGGCGAGACCAGUUCAAUGUGCUCAUUAAGGAGCUGUGCACAAUGCUGCAGGGCCAAGGCCACCCACGCAAAAUGGACAAGUCCACCAUCCUGCAGAGGACCAUCAACUUCUUGCAAAAGCAAAAAGAGAUUACGGCACAGACGGAGACCUGUGAGAUUCAGCAGGACUGGAAGCCUUCUUUUCUCAGCAACGAGGAAUUUACCCAGUUGAUGCUGGAGGCAAUGGAUGGUUUCCUGAUUGCACUUAGGCUGGACGGGAACAUCAUCUACGUAUCUGACAGCGUCUCCUCUCUCAUCGGGCAUUUACCAUCAGACAUGGUGGACCAAAACAUCCUGAAUUUCCUGCCUGAGCGUGAACAUGCCGAGGUCUACAAACUGCUCUCAGCACACCUGCUCAUGAGCGAGCACAUCAGCACGGACUACCUGGAGGGCAAUGAGACCCAUGUCGAGUUCUGCUGCCACUUAGUCCGAGGGAACAUUGACCCGAAAGACGCGCCCACGUACGAGUAUGUCAAAUUCGUCGGAGACUUCAAGUUCCAGAACAGUGUGGCUGCUUCAUCAUGUAACGGCUACGAGCUGAUGUUUCCCCGUCCGCUGCAGACCUCACUGGAGGAGCAGAUGUGUUUAGUGGCUGCAGUUAGACUGGUCACACCACAGUUCCUAAAGGACUUGUGUAGCGUGGAAGACCCAUGCGAUGAAUUCACAUCGAGACACAGCCUAGAGUGGAAGUUCCUCUUUUUAGACCACAGGGCCUCCCCCAUCAUCGGCUACCUGCCGUUCGAGGUGUUGGGGACGUCGGGAUACGAUUAUUAUCACGUGGAUGAUCUGGAGCUCAUCGCUCAGUGCCACAAGCAGCUGAUGCAGUGUGGGAAGGGGAAGUCGUGCUAUUAUCGCUUCCUGACUAAAGGGCAGCAGUGGAUCUGGCUGCAGACGCACUACUACAUCACCUACCACCAGUGGAACUCCAAACCCGAGUUCAUCGUCUGUACACACACUGUGGUCAGUUAUGCUGAGGUUCGUGCUGAGAGGAGGAGAGAGUACGGGCUGGAGGAGAGCGCUGAUAUUUGCACCACCUCAGUAAAGGGGCAGGAGGUGUGCCUGGAUGUGUGCGCUCCUAUGGAUGCACCGCGAGACAGAAUCAGCAGCGCUCGAUCAGCUUCUUCACACAGUUCACACAAAUCCACACACACUGCACCGUCUGACUCGGCGUCAAACUCUUCGGUCCGGUAUAAAGAAAGCUGCACGUCGUCACGGCAGUCGGCGUCUAUAGCAACCGAGAACUCCAACAGGCUGAGCCACGGAACCUCAAAGACCCUGAUUCAGAGACAGGCCUCACUGGAGCCCCUCCCCCCCUCCCCCUCCUGCAGCCAAGCCUCAGUCAUGCACCAGGCUGUGUGUGCAGGUCUUCCUCAGCCUCAGUUAGGAGUGAUGCACCAGCUGACGGAGCACCUGGAGAAGCGGAGACUCAUCCUGCAGCACGACAUCAAAACCCAGCAACAGGAACUCCAUCACAUCAAAGAGAAACUAGAGCUCACUAACCUGCAGAUGUUGCUGCAGCAGCCUGUGCAUGUGGAUUUUCCUCAGCAGGCUUCAGCUCCAAACAGCCAGUCAGGAGUCCUUCACCACAACAACACACAACACCCCAAACCCCCACACUGCACACCGCACACAGCCUCGUCUCACACACUGCACCGAGAGCAGCCCAGCAGCUCCACCACGCAGCAGAGGCUGGUGCAGAUGCAGAGCAUGUGUGUCCCGGUCCAAACACACACCAGCCUGACGAUGCCGCUCUACAGCAACCCCAUGAUGUUCUCGCCGAACCAGGGAUACCGCAACACACUGGACACACACACACACCAUGCUCAACACACCCACCGGCAAACAGAUACAGACAACGGGCCUGGCGGACAGCUACGGAUGUUGUUAAACCAGCCGGUGCAGAAUCUGGUUCCAGACAGCAGUGGAACACCGACAUCACACUUCAGCACCACCAUCCAUCAAACCAAAUAUUUGGACCAGCAGAUGAUGGCCCCCUCUUUCCCGGUGCAGCAGGUCAGCUGUAAUGCCGUUCUAGUCCCCUCCCCUGUGUUCACGUCACCAAUCGUGAUCACCCACAACAGUUUCAUCACUCCUCGGGCCCCGCCCACCUACACGCCCAACCCCCAGAACACUCAGCAGGGCCUGCACAUCCAACAACAUCAGCAGUUCUUUCAGAUGCAGCCGCAGGGUCUCAUUCAGAGCGGCCCCAGUCAGGCCUUUUUCCACACAACCAACAUCCAGCCGCAAAGCACUGUGGGAUACAUUCAGCAACAACAACCGCAACAACAGCAGCAGCAGCAGCACCUUCAUUCCCAGCCUUCAGCAAGCAGCCUAUCAGAUUACAGAAACAUCCUUCCACGGUAGCCCCACCCCUCUGUGGGAGGGCCAGAAAGGCUGCCAGGACAGCGCAUGGAGCGGUUAGCUCUGUGGCCCGACAGGAAAGGAUGCUGGGAAGGCAGAGCACGUGAAAUUCACCGCCAAGCCUAAAGAAACACCAAAGCCAAAAUCCCUCUGUGCCACGAAAACGGAUGUAGAACGUGGCGAGUUGUGAAACUCCGCCCCCCCAGACACUGCACACAAAGAAUAUUGUUGCUGUGGGAGGGGGGCUAGCUAGAGGUCACAGGAAAAGCCAUGCCCCCCAACCCCUGACACUCAACAGAAGUGUCUUGAGGUAACUGGUGCACUGAAGAGAGAAUCUUCAGGAUGACCUGGAAGAAGAAUAAAAAAAAAAAUGCGCUUUUGGAAAACCUGACGUUUUAUAAAUUAUGUGUUUGUGUCGUUUUUUUUCUGUCAUUUCUUUUUUCAUACGGUUACGAUGACGGUUAUGGCAUUAUCAGGUUUGUGCUCAACAUUAUUGCAAAUGAAUAUAAAGAAAACCGUGAUGUUAGCUGGGAACUGUUCACCUUUGAUAAAUGUUGCGAUUUUACAGCAACAGGAAGUGACGUGAAAUGAAGUGGGUGGGGCUGAGCGACCCUACAAAGUCUGGUGCGGUUUAUCCUUACGCGCACGAGAAACAAAUACGGCAAAAACACUACGAAAGAGUACGAUUUAAGAUGUUUCAUAUAAAGAUGUAAAUGUGUUCAAGCGGUUAGCAUGAACCGCAGCACGUCAGCGCCCGUGUUGGUUUGGAGUAGCCGGUUAUGUACGUUUAAAAAGUAUUUAUUGAACCUGAGAAUUUUAGCUGCUUUGAAUGUAUAAUGAUUUUUGAGUGUCGAAAAAACAAACGCAGAUGAAACAGGCCAGUGAACAUGGUAGGUGCUGUGAGGAAAACCGUAGCAACCAGCGCUAAUCUCAAAGAAACUAGCGACAGUUAGCGACGUGAGGCGACAAAUGAAGGUAAGGAAAACUCGGCGUAGAAAAAAAAACCCCACAGGGUUAGCGUUGGAAAAAGAGUACAAUUUAUAAUUAGCUGAUUUUUAAGCAGGAAAACUCGAGUCAAGGAUGAAUAUUUACAGUACUGUUCAUGAAAUUCCUUCAUUUAUGCCAACAGAAAAAAAGAAACUAUAUUAAAAAUAUAUGAACGCAGCUAUGAGACCAACCUGACAUGUCAUUUCAUUGUGUUUCGUUCUUUUCCUCUGUACAUGAGGCUCAGGCUUCAGCUGGGGUUUCCUGGAUCAAUAAAAAGCGGAUGAUGAAUUAAACUGAAGGGGAAUUAGGUCAUGCU